AUGAUAUAAAAAAAUAAAUUAUGUAAUAACAAAAUAUUAUUUAAGAUAAAUUCAAUACUGACGAUGUUGGUCCAUGGUAGGAUGUCAAUUAAAAUUCUAAAGCAAUAUUAGAAGAAUUUAACGAACCAUAACUACCUUUGUAUUCUAGUUAAGAAGAAAAGAACAAAUUUAUAACAACCAAAACAAGCUAUUCAAAGCUAAAUAAACUCAAUGUAACUACUACUUGUGGUGAAUUUCCAAUUAAAUUUUAAAGAAAUAGAGUUAAAAGCAUUGAUCAACCUUAGAGAUAGUUACUUAAAGCAACACCUGUUAAAUAAUAUUGCGAUUUCAGGUUAUCUAAAGAAUUAAUGAUUUAUCGAACCACAGCAGAUUUUCCUAAACAUACAUUACCCAGAAAUUUCUUAUCUUUCUAGAGAUUCAAGAAAUAGCCUGAAAGAAAAAAGACGAUUAAUUCAUAAGAAAUUAAUCCAUAAUUGUUAUAAAUGCAAAUGUAAAUAAAAAAAAUGGAAGAAAUUAUUUAAUAAUAAAAAAAGUAUUCUUGGGAAAUAGGAGCUAAAAGAUUGUCUAAUCCUAAAUUUUAGACCUUCUUAAGUACCUUGUACUGA
This is a messenger RNA of Paramecium sonneborni, 605 nucleotides long. Lineage: Eukaryota; Ciliophora; Oligohymenophorea; Peniculida; Parameciidae. The record is from the annotation of a GenBank genome assembly.